Hippoglossus stenolepis (Pacific halibut) is the source of this 2820-nucleotide messenger RNA. Its product is annotated as serine/threonine-protein phosphatase with EF-hands 2-like. Lineage: Eukaryota; Metazoa; Chordata; Actinopteri; Pleuronectiformes; Pleuronectidae. Bases 339 to 2507 code for a protein of 722 amino acids. Gene Ontology annotation, cellular component: cytosol; nucleus. The transcript is spliced from 19 exons. Gene Ontology annotation, biological process: detection of stimulus involved in sensory perception; negative regulation of MAPK cascade. Gene Ontology annotation, molecular function: protein serine/threonine phosphatase activity; calcium ion binding; Hsp90 protein binding. The record is from RefSeq and is a predicted model, not a curated record.
GUUUAUUCAGCGUAGAUGCCAGGCGUAGUAAGGUUUUAAUCCUAAUCCACUUUGCAUCUUGUUUUGUUUGAAGUGAUCACGGGGUUUGUCCGAGACACUUCUCCCAGCAGCGCAUUUUCACCAGUGUGCGCGUGUGUUUGUGACUUUUGUGAGUGUGUGGCUGCAGGGACGGGACAUGCAAUAGAUUUACAGACACUGGGACACGUGCGGCUGUCUGUGGGAAGCGGAAAAGUCCCAGAGAUGAUGUGUGGCUGGAAAAUCUGCAGGAGAAAAUAAACAAGGUGUCUGAGGAAGGGAUGGAAAAAAUGUAGCGAGGGCAGUGAAAACAGCAAAGGGUCAUGGGAUGUGGCAUGGGAAAAUCGGAACUACGGCUGAAGAAAUGUGACAGAGUGACCAUCUCAGUUCCAGCUGCCACUGCAAUCAGGGCGGCUCUGUUGAUCCAGCGCUGGUACCGUCAGUACGUGGCCCGGCUGGAGGUGAGACGCAGGUGCACGUGGAACAUCUUCCAAUCCAUUGAAUACGCAGGAGAGCAGGACCAGAUUAAGCUCUACAAUUUCUUUGGCUUCCUGAUGCACCACUUCACCCCAGCCAGCAGUGAGAGAAACCUCAUAUCGCACAUAUUUCGCGAGAAUGAAAUCUGCCACCACGCAGAGUGGGAGAGGUAUUUCUGCUGCGAGAGCGUCGAGGUGCCCGACAGCUACGACGGCCCCCACCUGACCUUCCCCAUGACCUUCUGUGGGGUGUCGAAGCUGGUGGAGGCCUUCAAGCACAAACAACUGCUCCAUGCUCGCUAUGUUCUGCAGCUUCUCGGAGAGACCUGGAGGCUUCUGAGAAUUCUUACCAACAUCAAUCAUGUCUCCACCUGCCACACAAAGGAGAUUACCAUAUGCGGAGACUUGCACGGGCACCUUGAGGACCUGCUGUUGAUAUUCUACAAGAAUGGUUUGCCGUCCUCCGAGAAACCGUAUGUCUUCAACGGAGACUUUGUGGAUCGGGGCAAGAACUCCUUGGAGAUCCUGCUCAUCCUGUUUGGGUUCCUGCUGGUCUACCCCAAUGACGUGCACCUGAACAGAGGGAACCACGAGGACCACAUUGUUAACAUGAGAUAUGGUUUCACCAAAGAGGUUCUGGGCAAAUACAGGGUGCAUGGCAAGAAGAUCCUGAAGCUUCUCCAGAAGAUCUUCAGCUGGCUGCCCCUGGCCACAGUGAUCGAUCAUAAGGUGCUGGUAGUGCACGGAGGGAUCUCCGACACGACAGACCUCGACAUGAUAGCCAGAGUGGACAGACACAAAUACGUGUCGGCCCUCAGGCCCCCGAAGACGACCCAUCAUGCAGUAAACGGUGGUAAAACCAUGAACAGCAAUGACAGCGAAGCCAGUGGACCAGUGGAAGCCAGGCGUCGAGUGUGCUCUUUAAGCCACCACCGCUCGCCGCCACCUCAGUGGCAUAACCUACCCCGCCGCUCGCUGCACAACCUGCCAAUGAGCAGUCAGCUCAGUUGGUCGGUGGAGGAGGAGCUCAAGAAGAGGCGCAGGCUGGCUGGGCUUGACCAGUCCUAUGGUGAGCUGCAGAGAUCUGACCCUGACCCAGAGUGCGGAGCGACAGCAGAGACAGACGAGCAGGAGUGGAAACAGAUAGUGGACGUGUUGUGGAGUGACCCCAUGCCCCAAAAUGGCUGCGUUCCCAAUGAGGUGCGAGGUGGAGGCUGCUACUGGGGCCCAGACGUCACUGAGGAGGUGCUGGGAAGACACAACCUGCAGCUCCUCAUCCGCUCCCAUGAGUGCAAACAGGACGGCUAUGAGUUCUGCCACAACCGCAAGGUGCUGACUAUAUUUUCGGCCUCAAACUACUAUGAGGUGGGCAGCAACAGAGGAGCCUACAUCCGAAUGGGUCCUGACCUGGUCCCACACUUCGUUCAGUACCAGGCCAGCCGGGCGUGCAGAGAGCUCACCCUGAGACAAAGUGUUGGGUGGACGGAGAGAUCAGCGCUACGAGCUCUGAGGGAACAACUGUUUGUGCAUAAGUCAGAUCUCAUCAGUGGCUUCCAGGAGUUUGAUCCUAACAACACAGGGAUGAUCAGUCUGAGGCACUGGGCCAGUGCCACAGAGAGUGUGCUGAAGCUGGGUCUGCCCUGGAGGGUGCUACGCCCUCAGCUUGUCAGCAGCACCCAGUACAGCAUGGUAGACUACCAGCAGUGGAUAAGGGAGCUCUCCAUCACUGAGCCCAAACUAGAGAUAUCUGACACCAGCAUCCUGGAGACUAUGUACAAGAACCAUUCAAACCUGGAAACCAUCUUUCGAAUCAUAGACACAGAUCACUCUGGUUCGAUCUCUUUCGAAGAGUUUCAUCAGACCUGGAAGCUCCUGAGCUCGCAUCUGAAGACAGAAAUCAGCAGCGAGGCCAUCGCAGACCUGGCCCAGAGCAUCGACUUCAACAAGGAUGGGAGCAUCGACAUCAAUGAGUUCAUGGAGGCCUUCCGGCUGGUGGACCUCUCCUCACAUACCUGAGAGGCUGGACCAGGAGCUGGAGCUGCUGUAGCUGCUGAUCUGCUGCUUUGAGAACUACCACAAAUACACUGGGACACUCAUCUGUGGGGAUUCAGAACCAGUAGCAUCUCACCUGCAUGAACUGGGGGGGCUGACAGAGUGCAAACUAGACCUUUUCUACCUCUUUACCUCUUAGACUGUUGGCUGAUCAAAUUCUUUUACAAUAUCAAUUUUUCAUUCAUGUUUAUCCAAGAACCGGAAGGUAUUUAUUUUUUUAGAUUGUGCAUCAUUUCUUGAUUACCUGUUUAGUUAUGUAAUAAAAACAUCAAAUACA